Messenger RNA from Brachypodium distachyon (stiff brome), 1465 nucleotides. Its product is annotated as methionine aminopeptidase 1B, chloroplastic. Lineage: Eukaryota; Viridiplantae; Streptophyta; Magnoliopsida; Poales; Poaceae. Gene Ontology annotation, biological process: proteolysis. The transcript is spliced from 10 exons. Gene Ontology annotation, molecular function: metalloaminopeptidase activity. The record is from RefSeq and is a predicted model, not a curated record. The coding region runs from base 131 to 1168 and encodes 345 amino acids.
AAAAUAAUGAAAUCCCACUGCAUCCGUUAUCCUGUUCCCAGUGUCUGGCUCUCGCGGCCUCGUCCUAGCUCGCGGCGCGCGAUUGCUGCGGUGAUAACGCAAUUUUUGGGCGAAAUAAACUGCUCCCUCGAUGGCAGUCGGGGUCCCGUCCAUGGAGCUGAACCGCUCCCCGCCGCUCCUCUCCGGAGGCCGAGCUACUUUGCAAGGUAAAACAUGCCUUCAGAAGACUUUCCUUGUGCAAGCAAAGAGAUCUGGGGGAUUGGACAAAGCAAAUACUAGGUCACAGGGAACACGAACUUCUGAACUAAAGAAAAGAGCACCCCUGACUCGUGGGACUGUUAGUGCACCUCUUCCAGUACCAGGCCACAUACCUCGACCUCCGUAUGUUGGGACAAAUAAUAUGCCAGAGAUAUCAAGCGAGAUACAGAUGCAUGACAAGGAGACCAUCGUCCACAUGAAAGCUGCAUGUGAGCUUGCUGCUCGUGUUCUUGAAAAUGCAGGAAAGUUAGUCAAACCCUCUGUAACAACAGACGAAAUUGAUAAAGCAGUGCACAAGAUGAUCAUUGAUGCUGGAGCCUACCCAUCCCCGCUUGGAUACGGUGGGUUUCCAAAAAGUGUAUGCACAUCGGUGAACGAAUGCAUGUGCCACGGUAUUCCUGAUUCACGAGAAUUGAAGAAUGGAGACAUAAUUAACAUUGAUGUCACUGUCUACUUGAAUGGUUAUCACGGGGACACCUCAAGAACUUAUUUUUGUGGAGAAGUCGAUGAAGCCAGUAAACGACUUGUGAAGGUUACUGAAGAGUGCAUGCUUAGGGGCAUAUCAGCCUGCAAACAUGGUGCCAGCUAUAAGAAAAUUGGCCGAAGAAUAAGUGAACAUGCUGAGAGGCAUGGAUUUGGUGUUGUGGAGCAAUUUGUUGGGCAUGGAGUUGGCCGAGUUUUUCAUUCACAGCCAAUUAUAUAUCACCAGCGUAAUAACAUGCCAGGGCAGAUGGUUGAAGGGCAGACAUUCACAAUAGAACCCAUCCUGUCCAUGGGAAGCAACAGCAUCGAGUGCGACAUGUGGGAAGACGGCUGGACGGCCGUCACGACGGACGGCAGCCUGGCCGCACAGUUCGAGCACACGAUACUGAUUACCAGGACCGGCGCGGAGAUCCUCACGAAAUGCUAGCACACAUCAGUCGGUGCACGUCAAACCCCCCAGUGGCCAGUUCAUCUCUGUCUCUCGGCCUACGUAGAUUUCUGUGGCGGAAUAAUAGGCGAUUGUUUUCUGCUGUACAAAGUAUUUCCUCCAACUGAUUUGCAAUACGGUACAGUUGAGGAUUUGCAAUACGGUACAAAGGGUGAAUUUAGGCAGGAACAGGGAGCUGAUUUUUUUUUCCUCGAAAAAACAGGGGGCUGAUUUGAAGUAGUGAAGGAACAGAUCUGAUGAUCUUCUUUUGGGGCUUAAUCCUUUUUUUUGGAACGA